Molecule: messenger RNA, 7422 nt
Organism: Aspergillus calidoustus
Lineage: Eukaryota; Fungi; Ascomycota; Eurotiomycetes; Eurotiales; Aspergillaceae
Source: the annotation of a GenBank genome assembly
AGAGUGGGCACUUCUUUGCCUUUGCAAAUACACCUGGAUUUAAUGGCGUUGGCCAAGAUGGAGAUCCAGCCGACUGUCUUUCCAAUUCUAAACGGCGACGACGCGGAGAAUGCUGUCUUUCAGGUCGUCCGCUUGCCGUUGGAUUCAAGCCUGGCCGCGCAAUGGCGACAAGGCAACAGUGCCAGAUGGACGCAUGGGAUCAAGGCCGUAUGGGCCGUUCUAGUUGCCCGGUACGCCGGCAGCGAAGCCCCAAGUUUUACUGCUAUUGAGGACGUGCAUACGUCAGCACACCAGCGUACGGAAGCUCAAGUCGAGACCUGGGAGGUAUCCGAAGACCGAAAUGCCUACUUCACAGAGGCCGCACGCAGAUGCAAAAGGGAGCCGUGGCCCGGAAUACAACGGGAUCGCCAAGUCGUUGGCACCGGGGUUCGAAUCCAGAGCGACAGCCGUCAGAAUGACUCUUCGGACUGCCAGCAGAUAUCCAACGACUGCAGCCUGCUUGUCACUCUGAAUUUGCGCCGGUGUCCCAUCGACAUCUCCCUGAGGUACUCGAGUGCAACGAUAAGCGACAAGUACGCCCAGGCGAUAAUAGAAACCGUGAAGGAUGUCUUCGAAUACCUACUACAGUGCCCCCGCGCCAAGAUGAGCAGCGUCCGAUUCUUGGGGAGGCAUGCUUCACGGUUGCUGGCAGAGUGGAACGAUCCGAGGCUACUCGCGAGACCGCAGACAUGUAUCCAUACUUUGAUUCUAGCCCAGUGCCAACAGCAACCCACCGCAGAGGCCGUCUGUGCGUGGGAUGGCUCAGUCUCUUACGCUGAGCUCGAUCGCCUGUCCGGCGUUUUGGCUGGCCGACUUGUCUCGCUAGGCGUGCACUCGGAGAUUAUGGUGCCUGUCCUUUUCGAAAAGUCCAUGUGGACUGUCGUGGCCAUCCUGGGCAUUCUCCGCGCAGGCGGGGCAUUCGCUCUGCUGGAUCCCUGUCAGCCCCGUGCACGCCUGCUCGACAUCUGCGACACCUGCCAGGCCAAGAUAAUCGUGGCAUCACGAACCCUCGACGAGACAGCGAGCAAGUUGUGCGAGACUGUUGUCCCUUUCCCGUUCGUCAGCGGUGGCAUCGACCAUCUUCCACCGCCCAAUACACCUCCAACACCGCCGGGGAAUGCAGCAGACGCAGCAUAUGUUGCCUUCACCUCUGGAUCCACAGGAAAGCCCAAGGCCAUCGUCAUCGAGCACCAGUCCUUCUGCGCCAAUGCGCUCGCGCAAAACAAAGUCCAGGGCCUCAAUCGCCAUUCGCGUGCGUUUCAGUUCGCUUCCUAUGGGUUCGACAGCAGUAUUCUGGAGAUGCUCAUGACCCUGAUCGCCGGCGGCUGCGUCUGUGUGCCGUCCGAGGCGCAGCGUAUCAAUGAACUCGCCUCAACCAUCAACAAGCUUCGCGCCAAUUGGGUUGAGCUCACGCCGUCGGUGGCCAGGAUGCUCACCCCAAAGACGGUGCCCGGUAUUUGGUCACUGCUCCUUGUCGGCGAGCCGCUGUCCCAGGAAAACAUCGCGACCUGGUCAGGCAAGGUGCAGCUCAUCAAUGCCUACGGACCUGCCGAGUGCAGUGUCGUCGCCACGAUCCAGCCCGUCGUGCGGCAAUCAGACCCGUCGAAUAUCGGCCGGUCCCAAUCGGGGCACUGCUGGGUCGUGGAUCCCCGGGAUAUUUCCACGCUCCAGCCGCUGGGCGCGCCCGGCGAGCUCCUCAUCAGUGGACCCCUUGUCGGCCGUGGAUACCUGAACCACCCGGACCAGCAGGCAUACGUGCCCGCCCCGCCCUGGGCCUCAGACUUUGGGCUGCCGCCGGGGGAACGCUUCUAUCGCACCGGGGACAUGGCGUACUAUAACAUCGACGACGGGACGCUACGGUAUCUGGGCCGCAAGGACCGACAGGUCAAGCUGCACGGCCAGCGCAUCGAACUAUCGGAGAUUGAGCACCACGCGCAGCUAUAUGCAAAGGGGAUUGUGGCCGCUGCGGAUGUUGUGAACCCGCGCGGGCAUGUCUCGGACGCGAUCCUGACGUUGUUUGUGGUACAAGGAGCCGGGGCCGAGGUGGUCUUUGCAGGCCAGGAUGGAGCAGACCUCCUCGCACCGGUGGACGAUCGCACUCGGGCGUUUUGGAAGGAAAUGCGGAGCUGGCUUCGCGAGCGAUUGCCCUCGUAUAUGGUUCCGACAAAGUUUGUGCCGAUGAAUCGCUUCCCCUUGACGGCGACUGGGAAACUCGACCGGCGGACUCUCGUCACGCUGGCUUCCAAGGCGCUGGUCUCGGAUGAACUCCAGGAUGGCCCAGCACUGGUGAGUAAGCAGUCUCCAGCGACAUGCGACAUAGAGAAUGCCCUGCGCUCUCUCUUUUCGAAUGUCCUGGGGGUUCCUGAGCACCGCAUCGCGGCCGACGACGAAUUCUUCGCUCUUGGAGGGACAUCGUUGAGAGCGAUUGAGCUGGUGGCCUGUGCACGAUCCAGGGAUAUCGCCAUCACGGCCACCGACGUGAUCAACCUGCAGACCCCGGCAGCCCUCGUCAAGGCGGCCUCUCGCUGCCACGACCUCCCUACCAUCCCACCAUUUAGUCUUAUCAGUGAGGAAACCCGUCUCUCGCCAACCAGCAUAGCUUCUCAGUUCAAAGAGGACAUUAUUGAAGAUGUCUACCCCUGCACCCCGCUGCAGGCCGCGAUGAUGGCCUUGUCUGUGAAAAUCCCCGAUGCCUUGGUUGGCACAUUUGCGUUCAUGCUGCCACCGCAAACAGACGUUGAGAAAUUCAAGCGCGCCUGGGAGCAGGUGAUUACCGCAAACCCGAUCCUGAGAACCCGGAUUGUCCAGUGCGAAAGUGAAUUCUUGCAAGUCGUCGUUGCUGCCAACAAAGUGCACUGGGCCGACUCCUACCCAGCAGACGAUGGCUGGCCAAUGGGGCCAGAAACCCCUCUGCUGCGCGUGGCCCUGAUUGAUCGGGCGCAUGAUGGGCAGGAACCCCGGUUUGUCGUCAAGAUUCACCAUGCCAUUUUCGAUGCGUGGUCCUACGCUCAGACCCUGGACGAUGUCGAGACAGUGUAUCAGGGCGGUGCAGCGCCAAAGCGGCAGCCGCUCAGUCCCCUGGUAGAAUACAUCUCGCGCCUCGACUCCAACGCAGCACAAGAGUUCUGGAGGACCGAGUUUGGUGGAUACAAAGCGCUCCCCUUUCCACCGCGGCUCCCAAGCGGCACGUCGCUGUCGUCGCGCUCUCCUCGGUCUCAAAGCGUUCAUGUCCAUACUACAGCCAUCGAUGGAGACUGGGCACUCGCAAGCAAGGUGCAACUGGCCUGGGCGAUGGUCAUAUCCACGCAUACGAGUACCAACGAUGUUGUUUUUGGCUUGACCGUCUCGGGACGGACAGCCCCCGUGGAGGGCAUUGACCACAUCAUGGGGCCGACCAUUGCGACAGUGCCCUUUCGAGUCCGACUCCAACCGGAUCAAGCGCUGCAAGAUGCAUUGGCCGAGAUCCACCAUCAUGCCGUUUCCCUCGUGCCCUUUGAGCACACGGGCAUUCUCUCGAUUGCCGACUGCAGCGCCGAGGCCGCGGCCGCCUGCGCGUUUCAAAACCUCCUGACAGUCCGACUGCGCACAGCAGAGCGAUCGCAAUCGCUCAUGACGGAUGCGCCGGAGAACGAGGAUGAGGAGCGCAAGUUCAACACGUACCCGCUUUCAAUGGUCGUUCAGGCGCGGCGGGACUCGCUGCAGCUCAAGGCGUUUGUUGACGGAUCCGUGUUGCGUGACAAUCAGGUGCAGAUCAUCCUGGAGCGGUUUGCAUCAAUUCUCCAACGCAUUCUGCACCAGCCACAAGGUGCACGCAUCAGCGACUUGAUGCUGCCGUGUCCCUCUGAUAAGGAGAGAUUGACUGCGUGGAAUCAGAGGGAACUCGGGAAACGGCUGGAAUUCGUGCACCAGCUGGUGGAGGAACACGGGGCGACGCAGCCCGAGUCUGAGGCUGUUUGUGCGUGGGAUGGCUCCCUUACGUAUCGCGAACUGGUGAGGGCAUCGCACUCUUUGGCUGCGCAGCUCCAGGCCCAGGGUGCCCGGCCGGAGACGGUGAUUGGCAUCUGUACCGAGCGCUCGAAAUGGCUCCCCGUGGCCAUGUUGGGGAUCCUCAUGUCCGGUGCCGCGAUGGUCUGCCUGGAACCCAACUUCCCAGUCCAGCGGUUGACAAGUAUCUGCCGAGACGUGGAUGCGCAGGUUGUGCUGUCGACUACGCUGCUCCAUGACAGGGGCAGCAAGAUCGCCAAACGCGUCAUCGUCCUGUCCGACGACGCAGUGGCCAGAUUCGACGCCGAUACGUACCGGCCUCCUGCACUGAGCCUCCAGAACGCGGCGUAUGUGGCGUUCACAUCUGGUUCGACUGGCGCGCCCAAAGGCGCCACCAUCGAACACGGCAUGCUUUCUCUGGCUUUCAGCGGCCACGCGCCGCUCUGCGGACCGAUGCGCGGAUCGCGAGGUCUCUCGUUCUCGUCGCUCGCUUUUGACAUGUGCGUUUUUGAAGUUCUCUUUGUUCUCGGCGCAGGUGGCUGUCUGUGUAUCCCAUCCGAGGCCCAGCGCACGGACAAUCUCGCGGGGACAAUGGAGGAGAUGAAGGUGGACUGGGCAGUGCUUACGCCAACAGUCGCGCGCACACUCACGCCGUCCAGCGUACCCACGCUGCAAACGCUGCUCCUGGGAGGCGAGCCCGUGUCGGAAUCCGACAUUGCAACCUGGGGUCCUCACGUCGCGCUCCAUAAUGGCUAUGGCCCUGUCGAGGGCACCAUCAUCACGACCACUGCGGUCCGCAUCAAGCCGGGACAUGAUCCAUCCAACGUGGGGCUCCCGCCCAAUGCAUCAUGCUGGGUCGUGGAUCCCCACAAUCACCAUCGCUUGCAACCUGUCGGAUGUGUGGGGGAGUUGGUCAUUGGGGGCCCGACCGUGGCGCGAGGAUACAUCAACCGCCCGGCCGAGACAGCGGCGGCCUUUAUUCGCCGUCCGGCGUGGGAAAGCGAGUUCCCGUUCGUUGCGGGCCAUCGCUUCUACAAGACCGGUGAUCUGGCGUACCAAAAUCCCGACGGCAGCAUCUCCAUCAUGGGCCGCAAGGAUUCCCAGGUGAAGCUGCACGGCCAGCGCAUCGAGCUCCACGAGAUCGAGCACCAUGCCGAGGCGUAUCAGAGCGGCGCAACCUGCAUUGCACUGCUGGUCAACUUUAAGCAUCUCGGUGGGUCUCGGCUUGUUCUCUUUACCUGUGCAGGUAGGGAUGUUGGCUUCGAUGUACGCGCCAACGCCGGGUCUCCAUUCGUCCCGGACCCAGACCGAGACCUAGAAGGCAUCCAGCAGCUGAAGGAAUAUCUCGGCCAGACGCUCCCGCACUUUAUGGUGCCCUCGAUUGUAAUCCCGCUGCGCUAUCUCCCGCUGAGUCCCAGCGGCAAGGCCAACCGGAAUCAACUGCGCGAGUUUGCAGAGACAAUGUCACGGGCUCAACUAGCCACGUAUCUGGGCAGCGACAGCAAGACGCAGAAGAAACGACAGCCCGUGUCUACUAAGCAGAGGUUGGUCCAUCGGGCGUUUGCAAGCGUCCUCUCGAUACCCGAGGACACAUUAGGAGUCGAUGAUAGCUUUUUUGCACUGGGUGGCGACUCCAUAACCGCCAUGCGCCUGCUUGGCCUGUGUCGAACGGGGGGGAUGAGCUUGACCAUGUACGAGUUCCUAAAGUAUGAUACCGUCUCUCUUUUCUGUGAGCAUGCCCGUCCCGUCACUCCAGCCAAUAUACCCCCUCCCCCUGCGGCUCCGACACAGCAAUGCGCACUCGUCUCGGUGCCGAAUGGAAAAGUCGCCCCUGAACACCGAUCGGGAUCUAAUACAGCGCUCCUGCGCCUCAGCCAUGAUGAAUGGCAAGGCAUAUACGAUCUGGCUGGGCAGCAGUCGGUCGGUUCCAUCCAGAGUGUCUAUUCCUGUUCCGACGCCCACUCGGGUAUGUUGGAACUCUACACUUCCCAGUAUCGGGGAAACCUGAUUUUUGCCCUCGAGUGCGCAGAUGCCAUUAGCCCGGAGGAGGUCGUGUCCGCCUGGAAUGACAUUGCUCAUCGACAUACUGCCCUCCGCACGCUUAUUAUACCACAUCCCGACAGCGAAAAGUCAUAUUUGCAUGUUCUGCUCAAGAGCGCGUCGCCGAGUGUUGUGGUGUUGCCCAAUGUCGAGGAUACUCUCGGCGUCCUCAAGGCUCUGCCACCGACCCCAUGGGAGAAAGGCUCGCCACCACACCGGCUAAUCAUCGGGCAAGACCAGGCUGGACGGCUCCUUAUUCGUAUGGAGACUGGCUCCGCGCUCAUCGACGCCAUGUCUGUUCCCAUCCUCCUAAACGAUCUGGCUCUGGCCCUGCGCGGCAACCUCCCACCGGCCGCCGCAACCCCGUAUAGCGAGUACUUGGCGUACCUGCAGACCCAUUCAAGAAAGGAGACGCUUGAUUACUGGAAGGGGGCUCUGGCCGGGGCACAGCCAUGCAGGCUCCCACGACGACCGAGUGCCAAGGUGCAAACCCCCGAGCAUCGCUCACUACGCAGAUUCAUCGAGCAGGACCUCAACCGUCUCGACACCUUCUGGCGCUCGAAUCGCCUGACCGUCGCAAACAUCUUCCAGCUCGCAUGGGCGCUGCUCCUGCAGCACUACACCAAUGCCUCGGACGUCUGCUUUGGCAGUAUUGUCUCUGGCCGCGACAUCCCCCUGCCGCACAUCUGGCAGAUGGUGGGCCCAUUUUUCAACAUCCUCCCAUGCCGGAUGGUGCUGGAUAACGAUAAUGACAAGGCAAAACCGCGCACCGUCCUGGAUGUGCUGCGCGAGAACCAGAAUAACAUCCAGCGCCGCAACGACCAUCACCACUGCUCCGUCCCCGAGGUAAUCCGCCAGGCUGGGCUUGAUAUUCAGGGCGACAAGCAGCUCUUCAACACCGUGCUGACCGUGCAGCCCGAGUUUGAAUCUUCCACUACAACAGGUAUUGGCUUUAACCUGCUCGAACUGGAUGAUGCUACAGAGUACGAUAUGUGCUUGGCCGUGGUCCUGUCGCGGGACCGCAUUGAGGUGGAAUUGCGCUACUGGGCGUUUACCUGCUCAGACACGUACGCCUCGGAGAUUCUGGAUCGCCUCUGCGGGGCAGUUGGAUGGAUUGUUGACCAUCCCGGGGAUCCCAUCACUGCCGCCGCGUUUUGAGGACACUGGCGGACGCAUGCAUAAUUUUAAAAUUAAUUGAAUGAGGUCAUCAUGUUGAGAAUAAAUUGUUUGCUCAAGGUAUCGCAUGUUGAACAGAAAUACGGCCUACCCUAAGCUAUCGUAAACCCCAUGCGAGAUUGGUUGUUCCAACACCCUUUUUUAGCCGUAUGGAGAAACGCGCGAUACAGCAUUACUCGGAAG